This is a messenger RNA of Protomyces lactucae-debilis, 762 nucleotides long. Its product is annotated as ATPase. The transcript has a single exon. The record is from RefSeq and is a predicted model, not a curated record. The annotation marks the transcript as partial. NCBI's taxonomy places the organism in Eukaryota, Fungi, Ascomycota, Taphrinomycetes, Taphrinales, Protomycetaceae. Gene Ontology annotation, cellular component: cytoplasm; mitochondrion. Gene Ontology annotation, molecular function: ATP binding; ATP hydrolysis activity.
AUGAGCAGAGCUCCCAUUAUUCAAGCAUAUAAAGCGCUCCUUGAAUCACAAAAGUUGACGCCAAAUAAAGCUCAAGCUGCAUUGGCUGAAAGGCUAGGGUUGCUACAAACAACCCUGGUCACCUCAGAGAAGGACGAAGAGCUCAAAGGUGUUUACAUCUAUGGCAGCGUCGGCACGGGCAAGUCGCGUAUUGCGGAUCUCUUUUCGAAUACUAUACCUAGGGAAGUAUCACACCGGCGGGUCCAUUUUCACGAGUUCUUGAUGGACAUCCAUACACGGUUGCACAGGUUACGCUCUCAAUCUGGCUAUCAAGGAGAUCCCUUGUUUGGUAUUGGCACUGAGCUUGUCAAAAGGGAAUCUCGGGUUUUGUGCUUCGACGAGUUCCAAGUCAGUGAUAUUGCGGAUGCUAUGAUCCUCAAACGCUUGUUUGCCGGUAUAUGGCAAGCUGGCGGGGUCAUGGUCGCAACCAGCAACCGGCAUCCAGAGAAUCUCUAUGAACGUGGUCUCAAUCGGCCGCUCUUUGUACCGUUCAUUAAAGAAUUGCAACAGCGAUGCGAUGUCUGGCACAUGGAAGGGCAACUCGAUUAUCGGUUACGCACAUCUGGCAAAGAAGACGAACGCGACACCGUCUUCUUUGCCGAACAAGAUGCUUUUGAGGCCUCUCUACAAGAAUCGACCAAAGGUGAGCCACUGAUUCCAACCAUCAUCAAGGUCAUGAUGGGUCGCGAACUAGCCGUGCAUGCCUGUGUCGUGCCUGCCGGC